Molecule: messenger RNA, 896 nt
Organism: Gilbertella persicaria
Lineage: Eukaryota; Fungi; Mucoromycota; Mucoromycetes; Mucorales; Choanephoraceae
Product: translocation protein Sec62-domain-containing protein
Exons: 1
Coding region: 21-797 (258 amino acids)
Biological process (GO): post-translational protein targeting to membrane, translocation
Cellular component (GO): endoplasmic reticulum membrane; endoplasmic reticulum
Source: RefSeq, a predicted model, not a curated record
UUUUUUUUUUUAAAUUCAAGAUGAGUCACCAACAUGGACCUGGAUGUAAUCAUGGACCUCAAGAAGGCCAAAGAACAAUUCAAGUGAAUGAUGCUAAUAAGGCAGAAGAAAUCUACAAGCUUACAGCCAACUACUUGAAGAAUGAAAAACAAUCUGGUCUGAAAGCAAGAAAUGGUGUAUUUAAUGGCAAACGAUUUGAUUAUUUUAAGGGUAAAAGAGGUAUUGAUGCCUUAUUAAAAGAGAACUAUGCCAAAAUCACCAAACAUCCUCAACCACCUACCACACGCGAAGAAGCAUUCCAGUUGUUCAAUGAUAUGGGUAAAUAUGGGUUUGUUUUACGUGUUGAUCGUGGUGAGUCAAUAGGUGGUAAAGGCUCACCUCGUAUUCUUCAACCCAACCCUGUUCAGGAAGUACAAGAAGAUGGAUACUACAUGUGGAUCUGGGAAGGUUCUCAAGUCAAGAAUUACUUGGGUGCUAUUGGUCUUGUGUCUGUCAUUUUGGCUGGUGUCUUGUUUCCUCUAUGGCCCAACUUUUUAAGAAUGGGGGUAUGGUACCUUAGUGUGGCUGUUCUUUGUUUGAUUGGUUUGUUCUUUGCUAUUGCCCUUGUCCGUCUUGUUCUUUAUAUCAUUACCUAUCCUGUGUUGCCACGUGGAUUUUGGUUAUUCCCUAAUUUGUUUGAAGAUGUUGGUAUUAUUGAAAGCUUCAUUCCGUUAUAUGGAUUUGACCCUAUUAAAGAAGACAAAAAGAAGUCUAAAAAGAGUAAAUCAAAGGAAACUGCAUCUACAUCAAAAGAAUAAUAAAAAGAUUUUGGCAUAAAUAAUGAAUAUCUUGUGCUACCAACCAAUCAUGAGCAAUAAAGAGUGAAUAGACACUGUGUCGUUGACGUCAUUUUCCAC